AAACCUUCCCUUUAUAUAAGCCUUAGCUGCUUCUACAGACAACUCUGUUGCAAACUUUCAGUGGCUAUCGACUCAGGUCAAUGGUUCUGCUGUUUUAAAUUUUGAUAAAUUUAAGACAAAGCCAAUGACGAAGAAGAAGAAUUCCCUGGUGUUUAUGGACGUGUCCAUUGAUGGGGAUCCUGUAGAAAGGAUGGUUUUUGAGCUUUUCUAUGAUAUUGCUCCCAAGACUGCAGAAAACUUCCGUGCAUUAUGUACAGGAGAAAGAGGUGCCAGUCCAAGUACUGGAAAAUCACUGCACUACAAGGGUUCUUUCUUCCAUCACAUAACGAAAGGCUUCGUUGUGAAGGGUGGUGAUUUUGUCAAUCGAAAUGGGACUGGUGGAGAAAGCAUAUAUGGUUCGAAGUUUCCAGAUGAGUCCCCUAGGCUAAAGCAUGAUUCCUCUGGCCUUUUGUCGAUGGCAAUUGCUGACCGUGACACUCUUGGUUCUCAUUUUAUCAUCACUCUGAAAGCUGAUCAUCAUCUUGAUAGGAAGCAUGUAGUCUUUGGGAAACUUGUGCAGGGUCAUAAUGUAUUGAAGAAAAUUGAAGAUGUGGGUGAUGAAGAAGGGCAUCCAACUGUAACUGUUAAAAUUAUUUAUUGUGGUGAAUAUAAUGAGGAUGGAAAGAAAGUAAAUAAAUCAAAAAUAGGGAAGGAUGGAUCUUCUGAAGCCAACAGCCAUGAAAUGCGGAGGAAGGGAAAGCACAAAAAAUCUUCAAAAGACAGAAGGAGAAAGAGAAGAUACCACUCAUCUGACUCUGGGAGUUCUUCAGAUUCAGACUUUGAAUCCUCAGAAACUGAUAGUGAUUCCGAGUCAGAUAUGUCCUCAUCUGACAUAAGUUCCUCUAGUGAUGACAGGCGCAAGAAGAGAAAGAGAUCUAAGAAAGAUAAACAUAGACGUGGGAAAAGAAGAGAUAAGCGCCGCGACAAAAAACGAAGGAGACGGGAUAAAAAAUUGAAGCGUAGAUCAAGAAGGGAAUCGGGCAGUGAUUCAGCUAGUGAGAGUGACAGUGACAGUAGCUCAGAUGGUGAAGGUCUAGAUGCUCAACAGAAAGAGCUGAAGCGGAAAGAUCAUUCUCAGAAAAAAGUGGCUGAAAUAAAGCCUCCCUUAGUGUUGGAGAAAGGUGUACCUACCAUCCAUCAUAAGGAGGCGGAAGUCAGUAUGCUAGAGAAUGAUGAAAAAAUCGUGAAGGAAAAUGGAGAGCGGCGCAGCAAUGGCAUUGGAGCUGGCUACAGAUCUGACAGAAGUGAAGAGAGGCAGCCUGACGUGAUGGAUGAUCAUCCGGGCAAAUCUAGGAGUCGAAGCAGGAGUCCUAAGCGAGCCAUGAGUAAGAGUAUGAGUAUUAGUCCUAGGAGGAGUAAAAGCAAGAGCCCAAGUGUCACACCAAAAAGAAGAUUGAACAAAGCACCAGGUGCUGGUAGAAGCCCUCCUCCAUCAAGGAACAUCAGCAGGAGUCCCGCUAGAAGCAUCAGCAGGAGUCCCAGCCGAAGCAUCAGCAGAAGCCCAGUAAGGGGCGGGAAGGGGAAAAGUAUUAGUAGAAGCCCUGUGAGAACUCGUUCUCGUAGAAGUGUCAGUGCGAGUCCUGUAAGGUCCCUUUCUCGAAGCCGCCGGAGCAGGAGUUCUCCCAGAGCAUCAUCUCGAAAAACAAUCAGCAGAAGCCCUGUAAGAGUCUCAAGGAAGAGUGUAAGCCGCAGUCCUGUGAGAUCAAAUGCAAGAAGCUUAAGCAGAAGCUCUGGCAGGGUCCCCUCUAAGAGAAGCAUUAGCCGUAGUCCAGUUAGAUCACCUGAAAGAACCUUAAGCAGAAGCACUGGUAGGGUCCUCUCAAAGAGAAGCAUCAGCCGUAGUCCAGUUAGAUCACCUGCAAGAAGCUUAAGCAGAAGCACUGGUAGGGUCCCCUCAAAGAGAAGCAUUAGCCGUAGUCCAGUUAGAUCACCAGCAAGAAGCAUUAGCAGAAGUCCUGUCAGAGCACCAAGUAGAAGCAUUAGCAGAAGUCCUGUCAGAGCACCAAGUAGAGGCAAUCGUCGUAGUUAUUCUAGGAGUCCUAGCCCUGUUCGUAGAGCAAGGACGCCUCGUCGGAGGAGUUUGUCGAGGAGUGUUUCACCUGAUGCUUCACCAAAGCGAAUCAGAAGGGGAAGAGGUUUCAGCGAACGAUACUCGUAUGCAAGAAGGUAUCGAACCCCUUCUCGGUCUCCUGUGAGGUCAUACCGGUUCAAUGGAAGAUAUGACCGUGAUAGAUAUUCUAGUUACAGAAGGUUUUCCCCUAGGCGUCACAGGAGCCCACCGCCACGUGGAAGAACUCCGCCAAGGUACCGAAGCAGGAGGAGCAGGACACCAUCUGUGUCACCAAGCCCACGGUACCGAGCUCGACGAUAUAGUCGGUCCCGUAGCCCAGUUCGCAGUCCUUCCCCAGUUCGUCGCUCUCCUCGUGUGGAGAAGCGUGCGUCAUACUCCCGGAGCAGGAGUCCAUCAAAAUCCAGGUCUUCUGUGGAAUCACAAUCUCCACGUAAAGCAAGUAGAGACAGGUCAGGAUCAUCAUCCAGGAGCCCCGAUGGAAAGAAAGGCCUGGUAUCCUAUGGCGAUGGUUCUCCCUACUCAGGUCAGAGGUGAAAUUGUUGUCCAGAGGGUACUUCAAUUUGGUGAAAUACUGUUGUUACCUUCAAUGAGCUCGAGGCUUUCAAUUUUUGAACAUCACCUGCGACUUUGGUUGCAUGCUGGAAUCCGUGAAUGUCACUUCUAUGGACUGAGAUGGCUUGUUGAACAAUUCUAGGACUAGAAUAAGCUAUAGGCGGUACUUAUGAACAUUUGGCACAGCCUUAGUUGUGGAGUUAUUGCAGUUAUUGCGGUAUUUGUUGGAGUUGGAGACUUUUGGAUGUUGUUGCUUAGUUGUCUGUUAAGCAUGAGUUGAGUUUAUAAAUUUUUGGUUCGUGUCAGUAGAUUUGUUCCAUACUACCCAGCUUACAGAUGAUGGUUACUACUUUUAAUUAGGAUAAUCAGUUUAUUAUGGUAUUUUCGA
Lotus japonicus is the source of this 3050-nucleotide messenger RNA. RefSeq names its product peptidyl-prolyl cis-trans isomerase CYP95. NCBI's taxonomy places the organism in Eukaryota, Viridiplantae, Streptophyta, Magnoliopsida, Fabales, Fabaceae. The transcript has 14 exons. Bases 125 to 2644 code for a protein of 839 amino acids. Gene Ontology annotation, biological process: protein peptidyl-prolyl isomerization. Gene Ontology annotation, molecular function: peptidyl-prolyl cis-trans isomerase activity. The record is from RefSeq and is a predicted model, not a curated record.